Messenger RNA from Biomphalaria glabrata, 4279 nucleotides. RefSeq names its product piggyBac transposable element-derived protein 3-like. The record is from RefSeq and is a predicted model, not a curated record. Lineage: Eukaryota; Metazoa; Mollusca; Gastropoda; Planorbidae. The transcript is spliced from 2 exons. The coding region runs from base 916 to 2706 and encodes 596 amino acids.
AAAUAUAGAUACUAAUAUUUUAUCUUAAAUUAUUAGAUCAAAUAAGUAAAAUUUAUAAAUAACGAGAGGGCAUUGCGAGAUUAUUCUUUUGCUGAUUUUUUUCCCACACAAAGUUAUCAAAAUAUGAUGGAGGCUGUUGCCGUUGAAACAGUUUGCUAAACAUCUUUGAAGUGAUAUUGUGUAUCGGUGUGUACUGGGUCCAGGUGUGACACACGCUAGGCUGGGCUAGUUGAGAUGUGGCUUCAGUAACAUAUGCCGGACAUGUAAGCUUAGUCAUGGACACAUGUAGGUCUAUGACUCAUCCUUCAUGUAUGUAGCCAAAACAAACAUUAACUCGGCCAUUAGAAGAAAGAGUCUAAAUCAAUCACUGGCGCAUUCUUAAUUUAGUCUUGUGUACGCUUCUAUAAUCGCGAGAUUUUAUCGCCAUUUGAAAAAGGACAGAUAGAACAGGUAUAUGAAUUAGUUCUACUAAGGGGAGGAGAGGAGUGUCGCUCUAGAUUUGAACCACUUUACUAAAAAAGUUUCGGUCUCUCCCAACUUGUGGCCCCACUCCACCCGGAUAUGCCCUGAAUGAAAGGGCGUUAGGGCAUGUUAGGUUUGUCCAGGUCAUGUAAGUCAAUUUGACGAGCAGGGGAACUAGAGUAUAUGUAUCUUAGCCCUGGAAGACCCAGUGGGUCACGGGUGACCCAUAACCCAAAACUACGUUUAAGUAAAUGUCUACUUCAUUUUUUAUGUAAUUUUUACCAUCAAUACCCAGUGGCCCAUCUAUGGAACACAGGGGAAACAACUAUUAUGUUAAAUUUUUCUUAUUACUGAAUAAUAUCCCUUUUGCAUAUGGCUACCUCCAUGUGAAGUUGGGAACUCAGAUUUCGACUGAAAAAAAUAUUUAAUUACUGCUUUAUACAAGAAUAUACAAUGUCAGCUUCACUCCCUAAGAAAUUCACUGCUCAAGAAGUGCUAGAUAUUUUAGAAGUCAUUGAUUACAAUGAAAGUGAUUUGGAAAAUGAUUCAACUGAUGAUGAGGACUAUGAACCAGAACCUGAUAAGGAAACAGGAACGCAAGACCUCAGUUCUUCUGAAUCCUCUUCCGAUGAAGAAGUGACAGAACCCUUGCCAUCUACUUCUAGUGCCUCUGCUAGAAAUAAGAAAAAGAAAGUCUAUGAGUGGACAAAAGAUAAUUUCAAUCCACCAGACUCAGUUUUCCGGGGCAAAGUUCUAGAGCUUCCUGAAAACUAUGAAGUUCAGUCACCAAUGCAUUAUUUCAAAAACUUUCUUACGGAUGACAUGCUAGAGUUGAUUGUUAAAUUUACAAAUGAGUACAGUGUUGAAAAGAGUGGAAAAAAUAUUGACACCAAUAAGAAAGAAAUAGAGCAAAUCAUAGGCAUGUUUCUGAGAAUGGGCCUAGCCAAGAUGCCCGGUGUCAAGUGUUACUGGGAAACAGACACUCGUUAUGAUCCAGUUGCUGGAGUAAUGAGUCGGAAUAGGUUUCAGUCACUCCUUUCAAAUUUGCACUUUGUUAAUAACAAUUUAGCUACAAAUGAAGAGAAAUCGGACAAGCUUUGGAAGAUACGCCCUUGGCUCAAACUGUUUAGAAAUAAUUGUUUAAAAGUUAUUGCUCAUGAAAAUAACAGCAUUGACGAAAUGAUGAUUCCCUUUAAAGGAAAGUUCAGCAAACUUAAGCAGUUUAUAAAGGGAAAGCCCCAUCCUUGGGGAAUAAAAGUGUGGGCUAGAACCUCGUCAGCAGGUAUGCUAUGUGAUUUUGAUGUUUACCAAGGCAAGAAGGAUAAAAAGGAUGCUGAUUCUAUUGGUGUUGGUCCUGAUGUAGUACUUCAGCUUAGUUCUACAUUGCCACAGAAUGAGCCGGAUAAGCCAUCACUAAAUUACAAAAUAUUUGCGGACAAUUUCUUCACAACUUUGCCUCUCUUGGAAGAUCUGCAGAAAAAAGGCAUUCACUAUACUGGCACAGUUAGACCCAAUCGUCUUCCUGGCAUUUUACUUGAUUCCGAGAAAAAUAUGAAGAAAAAAGGUCGUGGCACAAUGGAUCAAUGUGUUGAAAAGUCUACCAACAUAGUAGCUGUCCGUUGGUAUGACACAAAAGCUGUCAAUAUGCUCUCAACUUUGAGUGGUGUCGAACCAAGCAAAACUGUCAACAGAUUUGAAAAAGCUAAGUCAGCCUAUGUUCAGGUCCAGCAGCCUGCUGUGAUAAAACUUUAUAAUGAAAGCAUGGGAGGCGUAGAUCUUCACAACUGUUUCAUUGCCAAGCAUUCAUUUCACAUUAGAUCAAAGCGUUGGUAUUUGUACAUAUUUUGGCAGACCAUACGCAUGAUGUUUGUGAAUGCUUGGCUCUCUUAUCGUCAGGCAUGUCAGCUCAUAGGGAUGUCUAAAAAAGAUGUGUUGAACCAACGCAACUUCCAAACAAAACUGGCAUCCCUUUUGAUCAAUUUACAUGCGCAUACACAAAAAAAACGAGGAAGACCAUCUUUAGAAGGUGCAACUGCAAGCCCAUCAAGAAAGAAAUCUGCCUUGAGACCUAUGCCUGAACCAGAAGUCAGAACCGAUGGCUUUUUCCACUUCCCAAUAAAAACGGAAGAUCGCCAGCGCUGCAAGUUGUGUAGCAUGAAGACAAACAACAUUUGCGAGAAGUGCAAAGUAUAUCUGUGUUAUACAGAGCAAAGAAAUUGUUUUAGAAGUUUUCAUGUUUCUUAAAUAAAAUUUUCUAACAUGCUAAAUAUAUUUUUUUUAUUUUCAUGAAAAUAUAAUAAUUAAUACCAACAUAACCCAGUGGGUCACCUGUGGAACAAAUUGAAAAAGUAGGUCAAGGUCACGUGACGUUAAAAAUUAAUGUUGAUAUUGAAUUAUCAACAUAUUGUAUAUAUGUAUACCAAAGGAAAUAAUUUUAGAACCUCUGUAAGAUAAUGUGGGACUUCCAGGGUUAAAUCUGAAGACCAUAAGACUCUGCCCCACCAUAGACUAUAUAUAGUCUUUGGCCCCACAGACCAAGAGGCAAAAUUAAACAAUUUGUUUUAGAGAGUUCGCAAUCCAUGUCAAAACAUUUGCUGUAAAGAGUUUACUCUUCCAUUAGAAAAGAUCACUAAAUAGUUUGAUUAUAAUUUCAAAUCAAAUUAACAAUUCUUAAUAUUGAAACAGAUGAGAUAAAGCUUGUGUGUGAGUGUGUAUGUUUAACGAUGACUGUGUUUUUAUCUGGGUGUGUGGUAGGUCAGGGCCGGCCUUAGAUAAUCGGAGGCCCUAGGCGAAGUGAAUUGGUUGACCCCAAAUGAAAUGGAAAAAUAAAUUAAAAAGCGAAAAAAAAAUAAAGUUACGCAAUAUAUUGAAAACCUAUUAUACUCCAACAAUAACAUUGAGGAUAAGAUGAAGCUAUUUCUUCUCUGAAAAAAUAUGAUUGAAAAAAGUAUGAGUAUGCAAUGACCCAAGGCGACUGCCUAGUUUGCCUAUGCCUAAGCUUAAGGCCGCCCCUGGCUAAGUGCUCCGAUUCCAUGCUACAAAGCUUUUUGUGGAUUUUAGUCUAAAUACUAAGAACCUAGUUUCUACCGCAUGUGCCAGGAUGUCUGGGAUUGUUUGUUUGUGUGUGGGUGCGUGGGUGUGUGUAUGUUGAAAAUGUUCAUAAGUUGAUUUGUUUUGGUUGAGUCACGUGGCCCGGUGUAAUGUUGUAAUGUCAAUAUGACCUACGCUUUUGAUCAAAGUCGCAGUGACAUGGCAAAGCUGUUCUGGCCCCCAUAUUCUAAUCGUUCAAACAGGAGAGCUCUCUGUCAAUGUUUUAACAAACAUGACGCAAUGACACAAUCUCUUGGAAUGACUUCUCAAAGGUCAAAGUGCAAGGAAACACUGAUUAAAUUAUUGUUUUUAAAUCCAUUUAUUAUACACAGGAUGGGGGCAUUAAGAUCUCCCACAUUUUGAAUGAAUCUACCAAAAGAACUAUCUAGAAAAAAAAAUGCUUACAUUUCUGAAAACAACAACAGUAUGUUUUAAUGGGUUUUAAAAAUCAUUUUUCGGUGUGGUACAGACGCAUUUCGACUGAGCUCAAAGCGUCGCUAUUACAUAUAGUUUUGUUUUUCAGAGUAUAUCUUGAACAAAGCCACAAGUUUCACCAUUUCAGUUUAGGAUGGGUUCUAAAAAGAAUAAUUGCAAAUGGUAGAGCCUAGCGUACCGAAUGAAAUUUGUGCUGCCUCUCUGCUUCAACUACAGCAGCGGUUCUCAACCUUUUAAUUUCGGUGACCCCUUUUUACAAUCCCCCAAUCUGCCGCGACCCCCAUUCACCCCC